CUCCAGCCACCCCGGGCGUCCCGGCAGGGGGCAGCGCCCCCGCGUGCCCGCUGCUCCUGGCCGACAAGAGCCCGCCGGGCCUGAAGGGCAAAGAGCCUGUGGUGUACCCCUGGAUGAAGAAGAUCCAUGUCAGCGCCGUCAACCCCAGUUAUAACGGAGGGGAGCCCAAGCGCUCUCGAACCGCAUACACCCGACAGCAGGUCUUGGAGCUGGAGAAGGAGUUCCACUUUAACCGCUACCUGACCCGGCGGCGCCGCAUCGAGAUCGCCCACACGCUCUGCUUGUCCGAGCGCCAGGUCAAGAUCUGGUUUCAGAACCGGAGGAUGAAGUGGAAGAAAGAUCACAAAUUGCCCAACACUAAGAUGCGAUCCUCCAACUCGGCCUCGGCCUCAGCAGGCCCCCCAGGGAAAGCACAAACUCAGAGCCCGCACCUGCAUCCCCACCCCCACCAGGGUGCCUCCACACCCAUUCCCUCCUCCAUAUAAUCUUCUAGAGAUCUAGACCAGUUUCAUUCCCCCACCUGCUUUCCCUCCUUCUUCUGCCCUUUUCCCCAUACUCCUACCUGUCUGGACCAUAACAGACCCCAAAACAAAACCCAACUUGGUGAAAAGGAUAAUAAAAAAGAAGACAUUAUCCCGGUAAGAGUGUGUGCUGGUUGCCACCAAAGAGAGGACAAUAGCCAGGAUGCUGGCUGAUGGAACAACCUGCUGGCCUGAAUAAGGCUGCCAGGUUUGGGUACCUGAGAAGGACCACUUGGCAACAAAUACUUUUGAGAUGGCUAAAGUCAGCUGGACAGCCUAUGCUGACUGGGGACAUAUACAUGUAUAUUUGUUGCAAGCAGAAGAAAACAGACCCUUUUCCCACCUUCCCUACCUCCCCCUUCCACAUUAAGGCAGCUCAUACAAGCUUGUAUUGAACUGAAUAAAUGAGUAGACAUUGUGGACCUCACAAGAUUAUUUAAUUCUCAAAAUGUAUAGACCUUGAUGGUAGAUGUGACACAUGUUAGUUUCCUUUCUUUGCAUUUAUUUAAAAUAUUGUUGUAGAGUUGUUGUUGUCUUAUUCUGAGGCACAAUCUCGGGGGAGAGGGGAGUGCAUUUAGACCCAUGUGCAACUGUACAAAUUGUGGUGUGGCUAUAUAAAAAAGCCAUGUGCUAAGAAUAAAUUCUGUUUAAAAAACCAUUAAAGUUCUAAGACACA
Leptonychotes weddellii (Weddell seal) is the source of this 1197-nucleotide messenger RNA. It is a transcript of the gene HOXA4, whose product is annotated as homeobox A4. Gene Ontology annotation, molecular function: RNA polymerase II cis-regulatory region sequence-specific DNA binding; DNA-binding transcription factor activity, RNA polymerase II-specific. Gene Ontology annotation, cellular component: nucleus; nucleoplasm. Gene Ontology annotation, biological process: positive regulation of transcription by RNA polymerase II; embryonic skeletal system morphogenesis; anterior/posterior pattern specification. Lineage: Eukaryota; Metazoa; Chordata; Mammalia; Carnivora; Phocidae. The record is from RefSeq and is a predicted model, not a curated record.